GCUGGGCCGGAGCUGGAGCAGAGGCGGGGGGUGGCGUGGGCCGAGUGGGCCAAGCGCGCCUCUCUCAAAGGGAACCUCCCGUACGUGCAAUUGAACCGCCGCCCUCCAGCCAUUCCCUCCCCUCUCUGCUUUUUCCUUGUGUUGUCUUCCUUCACUAGAUUUGAAUCCGAGGCCUCCAUUUUUUUUCCUCCCUUGUCUUGUCUCGUACGCUACUCGCCAUCUCUCUCUCUCUCUCUCUCUCUCACUCUUGCGGUGGCAGGGGCAAAUAACAGAGUCGUUUCCGCUGUGUCUCUUUCCUGCGCUUUGUCUCUCAAGAGGAGGCUCGUCGCCAACAGUCGCAUGGAGUGUGUGUGAGGAUUCGCGUUAUCUGGUACAGUGAGCGUGUAAGGAGGGGGUUGUUGCAAGCGUUGUUCGGAGGACGGGAGUUUGAGAGCAUGGCUACCGGAGGUUACAGGAACGGCGCUUUGAGGGGACAGAUGAAGAUCGAUCGCCCCCUCUCCGUCAAUAAUGCCGCGAAGUCCGCCACCAAGUCCAGGCAGCCGCCCGCUGCCCUCCGGCGUAGUACCUCCGCUUCAAUCGCCUCCUCCAAGGACGACUCCGGCGUUCCGGGAAGAGUCAGAGUGGCUGUCCGGCUACGACCUCGCAAUGCAGAGGAGUUGGUUGCAGAUGCGGAUUUUGCAGACUGUGUGGAGCUGCAACCUGAGCUCAAAAGACUGAAGCUACGGAGGAACAACUGGGAUUCUGACACUUAUCAGUUUGAUGAAGUUUUUACCGAGUUUGCUUCACAGAAGCGUGUUUAUGAAGUUGUGGCGAAGCCUGUUGUGGAGAGUGUAAUGGAGGGUUACAAUGGAACAAUCAUGGCAUAUGGGCAGACCGGCACUGGAAAAACUUUCACUCUUGGGAGGCUUGGGGAGGAAGAUACUGCAGCUCGUGGUAUAAUGGUUCGUUCCAUGGAAGGCAUUCUUGCUGAUAUUUCCCCUGAGACUGAUUCUGUAUCAAUUUCCUACUUGCAGCUUUACAUGGAGACGAUCCAAGACCUCCUUGAUCCUGGCAAUGAUAAUAUCUCUAUCCUGGAAGAUCCAAAGACGGGUGACGUUUCAUUGCCUGGGGCUACUUUGGUAGAAGUAAAAGAUCAGCAAAGUUUUCUGGAGCUGCUGCGGUUAGGGGAAGCACAUAGAUUUGCAGCCAAUACUAAACUGAAUACUGAAUCUUCUCGUAGUCAUGCCAUUCUCAUGGUACAUAUUAAGAGGGCUGUCAGAGGAAGGCAUGACCAAGAAGGUUCUCUUCCUGGUGAAAAUGGUAAUAGUUCACUCGCACUCAAAGGUUUGCGGCCAAUGCUGGUUAGGAAAAGCAAGUUAGUUGUUGUAGAUUUGGCGGGUUCAGAACGCAUUGACAAGUCAGGAAGUGAGGGGCAUAACCUUGAAGAAGCAAAAUCAAUUAAUCUGUCAUUGAGUGCCUUGGGAAAGUGCAUUAAUGCACUUGCAGAAAAUAGUCCACAUGUACCUGUCCGAGAUUCAAAAUUAACAAGGCUUCUUCGAGAUUCAUUUGGAGGUACUGCAAGAACUUCCUUGGUUAUAACUAUAGGUCCAUCUCCACGACAUCGAGGAGAAACUGCAAGUACUAUAAUGUUUGGACAAAGAGCGAUGAAAGUAGAGAACAUGUUGAAGCUGAAGGAAGAAUUUGAUUACAAGAGUAUGUGCAGAAGGCUAGAAAUACAAUUGGACAAAAUCAUUGCCGAACAUGAGAGACAGCAGAAAGCUUUUGAAGACGAGGUUGAAAGAGUCAGUCUCGAGGCACAGACUCGUAUUGCUGAGAUUGAAAGUGAAUAUGCACAUGCCUUGGAGAAUGAGAAGCUAAAGUUUCAAAAGGAUUAUCUGGAUGCAAUUAGGAAGCUUGAAGAACAAUGUGUGAAGAAUCAACAAAAGUUAGCUGAUGAACGAGCUGGAAAUAAAUGUCUGGACAAAGCAUGCUCAAGCAAGGGAUCCUCAUCUUCUUUAUCUGAGGAAUUGGCCCACAUCAAGGAAUUGCUGCAGAAAGAAAGCCAACAAAGGCAUGCUGCAGAAGAAGAGGUCAAGGUCCUCAAAAAUCAGCUUCUUCCAUUGAGAAGGCCAGAGGUUGCUGAUAAUAAUGAGAUUUCAAUGCUACGGAAGAUGUUGGAAGAUGAAUCAAUUCAGAAGGAGAAACUUGAAGAAGAAAUUGCAAUGCUUAAGAAUCAAUUGUUGCAACUAAGUUUGGAAGCUGAUGAGACAAGGAGAAGUCUUGAUAGAGGAGCAGCUGGAAAAGUCCUUGCAGGAAUGGAUUCACUUAUGGCUGCAAUCAGGCGUCCCCAUGCAGAAGAAGCAGGAGAUGGCCAGAAAGCUUCAGUUGCCAAACUCUUUGAACAAGUUGGGUUGCAAAAGAUAUUAUCGCUGCUGGAGUCGGAAGAUGCAGACGUUCGUAUUCAUGCAGUUAAAGUGAUUGCGAACCUAGCGGCUGAAGAAUCAAACCAGCAGAAGAUUGUUGAAGCUGGCGGUCUGGCUUCUCUAUUGGCACUUCUUAGAAGUUCGGAGGAUGAGAUAAUACGGAGAGUAGCUGCUGGUGCAAUUGCCAACCUUGCAAUGAAUGAAACCAACCAAGAGUUGAUAAUGGCACAAGGGGGUAUUGGCUUGUUGUCACUGACAUCUGCUGAAGCAGAGGACCCUCAGACACUUCGGAUGGUUGCAGGAGCCAUUGCCAAUCUCUGUGGCAACGAUAAACUACAGACGAAGUUGCGGAGUGAAGGUGGGAUCAGGGCUUUACUUGGCAUGGUCAGAUGUGGACACCCCGAUGUUCUUGCUCAAGUUGCACGUGGUAUUGCAAAUUUUGCAAAGUGUGAGUCUAGAGCAGUUAGUCAAGGUAGUAAAACUGGGCGUUCACUUCUGAUUGACGACGGGGCUCUCCCAUGGAUUGUCCGUAAUGCAAAUAAUGAAGCAUCACCUAUAAGGCGCCACAUUGAGCUGGCAUUGUGUCAUUUGGCACAGCAUGAAGUGAAUGCCAAGGACUUAAUUGGUGGAGGCGCAUUGUACGAGCUGGUCCGCAUUGCUCGUAAUUGUUCACGGGAGGAUAUUAGGACGUUAGCACAUAGGACUCUUGUUUCGAGCCCCAUAUUCCAGACAGAACUUCGAAGGCUAAAGAUGGAAUGCUGAUGACACAGAAAUAGUGUGCAUGCAUAUAUGAUGAAACAGAAGGCCAGCUAUUACGAGAGCUCAGAUUUUUAUAGAGUGGUGCUCGCCAGUGGCUUUCCAUUCUUUUCCGUUUGAUUCCUGCCAUGCUUCCCGUGUCACAAUGAGCUUUUUGAUGCAAGCUGGUCGGGCAAUGAGUUUUUGGAUGGAGGCGGUAGAUUAUAGGGUGAGGGAAUGGAAGUUGAUGAAAAGCAUGGGAGCACGAAGGGGAUCGGUUGGUGGUGGGGAGUGUGGGGAAUGUGGUAUGCUGUUGCUGAAUGACUUGCUGUAGUAGGCGCUUACAUUUUUUGAGGGUGAAAUUAGAAUUUGAUUCUCCCUCCAGUUGGUCUUGAGAAAUGCGUUGUACAUGUAAAAACUAAAAGGGAUCUUUGUCAGUGUUGUAAGAAGUAACAGUUUGUAAAGGCAGUGAGAUGGGUGGACUAUGUUUUGGGUCUUGGCUGUUGCUGGGUACAGGAAAAUCGUGAGCAACAGUCUCUUUGUACGGAGAAGAACGACAAUAUAUAGAAAGUUCAUGAUAAAUGUAUCUCAAUGCUUGUCAUUCUUGUUC
Nymphaea colorata (pocket water lily) is the source of this 3747-nucleotide messenger RNA. RefSeq names its product kinesin-like protein KIN-UB. Lineage: Eukaryota; Viridiplantae; Streptophyta; Magnoliopsida; Nymphaeales; Nymphaeaceae. The record is from RefSeq and is a predicted model, not a curated record. Bases 435 to 3164 code for a protein of 909 amino acids. Gene Ontology annotation, molecular function: microtubule binding; microtubule motor activity; ATP binding. The transcript is spliced from 19 exons. Gene Ontology annotation, biological process: microtubule-based movement.